CAUCUCACCCCAUCCCCCCGCGCGCCCACACCCAGCAUGACCGACACAACGGGAGGCGGAUGGACAUGCAGCGCAUGUACGUUUGUCAAUGGCAAUGCGCACUUUCUCGUCUGCGAGGUCUGCCUCACUCGCCGGUCCGACUCGUCGGCACCCCUGUGGCAUUUUGACGGCGACGGCGGCUUCCAGCCAUACCAUGCCGAGGCCCAGGCAGAGCUGGCGACCGCCGAUGGACCUGUCGUCGUCCUGCGCUCAUUACAUGGAAAGUACUCGGUUGACAUGGCUAAUCAUACUCAGACAAACCUCGCAUCGGGUUACGUUCGGGCUGUGCGAUGCGUGGCGCCUGACGGUUCGGUCGUGCCCGGGCCGUGGGCGAGUGCUGGACGCGGUGUCGGCGGGGCAACGAUGGCUACUUCGCUGGUUGGCGGUGGCUUUGGUGUUGGCGGCGGAUUUGUCUCUCCGCCGGUGGUGCCGCCGGCAUCGGUAGCGUACGUGGCUGGCGCAUCGGUCUCCAAGACCAAUCCGAAGGGCGAGCGCGAGCACAAGACGUGCUCGCGGUCGUCCAAGAAGGCAAAGGGACUCGCAGACGAGUCGUCAAGCUCGGGUAGCGGCUCAUCAUCGUCAGCGUCAUCAGCGAGUGCUGCGGCCGCGCCAGAGCCGGAAGUGGUGCCGGACAACGAUGUGCUGCGGAUGUUCCGCACCGCCGCGCGAGAGGCGAUGGCUACACAAGGCUCGGCGUCCGAAACGAGCGCGAAUGGUCGCAGCACCAUGAUGGAGAUGGUCCGACGGCUGUUUGAGACGAUCGAGGCCGAGCCGGUGGCGGCGGUAGACGAGGCCGAGACUGGCAUGUGCUCGAUCUGCUGCUCGGAUUUUGGAGAUGCGGUGGCGCCGCUGCGUACGAGCGCGUGCGGGCACUGUGUGCUCUGCAGCGAUUGCUUCCGGGCGUACGUGGUCCAUCGUGUCGACGACGGUGACGUCAUGCCGUGGAUCCCAUGCCCGGGAGGGGCGUGCCAGGAGCUUCUUGCGCCGGACGAUUUUGAGGCUUCCGGGCUGAGUGGCGGCGAGCUUGCGCGGCUUGCGGUGGCGGUGCUGAGCAAGCGUUGCGCGGGCUCGCCGGCGUGGAUCGCGUGUGACGGCGAGGGCUGCUGCUACGGAUUUGUGCAGAGCGCCGAGCGCGAGGCGGCGGCCGAGGAGGUGUGGGCGAGCGCCGGGCCCGAGUCUACGGCGCGGGCCGGGGCGCCGGCCGAGGCUGGCGAGCACUACCCGGGAGAGCCGCGGGUGUGCAGCGUGUGCAGCCACUCGCAUGCGCCAUGCUGA
Molecule: messenger RNA, 1314 nt
Organism: Thecamonas trahens ATCC 50062
Lineage: Eukaryota; Apusomonadida; Apusomonadidae
Exons: 2
Coding region: 37-1314 (425 amino acids)
Source: RefSeq, a predicted model, not a curated record